Messenger RNA from Peromyscus californicus insignis, 11085 nucleotides. It is a transcript of the gene Nrcam, whose product is annotated as neuronal cell adhesion molecule. Lineage: Eukaryota; Metazoa; Chordata; Mammalia; Rodentia; Cricetidae. Gene Ontology annotation, biological process: brain development; cell-cell adhesion. Bases 592 to 4515 code for a protein of 1307 amino acids. The record is from RefSeq and is a predicted model, not a curated record. Gene Ontology annotation, molecular function: cell-cell adhesion mediator activity. The transcript has 33 exons.
UCAGAAGGUGCCAAAAUUUUGAAGUACUUUAAGACAGCUGUUCAGAAUACCAUGAACAAGCAAGCCUCAGAGAUGUUCCUGGAACACCACAGAGAGCUCCAGAACUCAUCGUUCACUGUGAGUGAAGAGAGCUAGAGGAAGGUGUGCGGCUGGCAAAUGGGGGCUUCAUGUUGCUGCCGUGCUUUUCAUCCUGUGAGAUGAGCUCAAAAUGGAGCCACUCCCUGAUAGAGAAACCAGAGAGUGAAAACUCUUGUGCAAAGGGAUUUCUGUGAUAUUCUCCAGUGACACCCAGUACCUCUGCUUGCUGAAGGCUUUGACCAAGGCUACUACCAGCUGUUAACGUCAUCCUGAGAAAAGGAGGACAUAGAAAUCAGGGACGCCUUGGGAGGUUUCUGACCAGUGGAUCUUCUGAAGAGCCAUGCUAAGACAACCUUUGACUUAAAGAAUUAAAAAGAACACCGCUUCUUCAAGUAAGAAGACUUGCUUCAAAGUUCCCUGCAUGAAAAAUUAUUUGACCAUUGCACACAAACCUUCUGUGGAAGAAGAAAAGGAAAAUCGGUGUGCGGGGGGGUCUCAUCAGGAGUAGAGCUGAUGCAGCUUAAAAUAAUGCCGAAAAAGAAGCACUUCUCUGCAGGCAGAGUGCCCUUGAUCCUCUUCCUGUGCCAGAUGAUUCGUGCUCUGGAUGUACCUCUUGACUCAAAGCUUCUUGGCGACUUGGUACAGCCUCCAACCAUCACCCAACAGUCACCAAAGGACUACAUUAUUGACCCUCGGGAGAAUAUUGUAAUCCAGUGUGAAGCUAAAGGGAAGCCUCCUCCAAGCUUUUCCUGGACCCGUAAUGGAACUCAUUUUGACAUAGACAAAGACCCUCUGGUCACCAUGAAGCCUGGCUCAGGAACACUCGUCAUCAACAUCAUGAGUGAAGGGAAAGCAGAGACCUAUGAAGGAGUCUAUCAGUGUACAGCGAGGAAUGAGCGCGGAGCUGCGAUCUCUAAUAACAUUGUUGUCCGCCCAUCCAGGUCACCCUUGUGGACCAAAGAAAGACUUGAGCCAAUAACACUUCGUAAUGGUCAGUCAUUGGUUCUUCCCUGUAGACCUCCAAUUGGAUUACCACCAGCCAUAAUAUUUUGGAUGGAUAAUUCCUUUCAAAGACUUCCACAGAGUGAGCGGGUUUCCCAAGGCCUGAAUGGAGACCUUUAUUUCUCCAAUGUCCUCCCAGAGGAUACCCGGGAAGACUAUAUCUGCUAUGCCAGAUUUAAUCACACCCAAACCAUACAACAGAAGCAACCUAUUUCUUUGAAGGUGAUUUCAGUGGAUGAAUUGAAUGACACUAUAGCUGCUAAUUUGAAUGACACUGAGUUUUAUGGUGCUAAACCUAGUAAAGAGAGGCCACCAACAUUUCUCACUCCAGAGGGCAAUGAAAGCCUCAAAGAGGAACUAAGAGGAAAUGUGCUUUCACUAGAGUGCAUUGCAGAAGGCCUACCUACUCCAAUCAUUUACUGGAUCAAAGAAGAUGGAACACUUCCUGUCAACCGGACGUUUUACCAGAACUUUAAGAAAACCUUGCAGAUCACUCAGGUUUCAGAAGCAGACUCUGGAAAUUAUCAGUGCAUAGCAAAGAACACACUCGGAGCUGUCCAUCAUACCAUUUCUGUCACAGUUAAAGCGGCUCCAUACUGGAUUUCGGCACCUCAAAACCUUGUGCUAUCCCCAGGAGAGAAUGGGACCCUUAUCUGCAGAGCUAAUGGCAACCCCAAACCCAGAAUUGGCUGGUUAACAAAUGGAGUCCCAGUAGAAAUUGCUCCCGAUGACCCCAGCAGAAAAAUAGAUGGUGAUACCAUUAUCUUUUCCAAUGUUCAAGAAAGAUCUAGUGCGGUUUAUCAGUGCAAUGCCUCUAAUGAAUAUGGGUAUUUACUAGCAAAUGCAUUCGUAAAUGUGCUCGCUGAACCACCUCGAAUUCUCACAUCUGCAAACAUACUGUACCAGGUCAUUGCAAACAGACCUGCUUUGUUAGACUGUGCCUUCUUUGGGUCUCCUCUGCCUACCAUUGAGUGGUUUAAAGGAACUAAAGGAAGCGCUCUUCAUGAAGACAUUUAUGUUUUACAUGAUAAUGGAACAUUAGAAAUUCCUGUGGCCCAAAAGGAUAGUACAGGGACAUAUACAUGUGUCGCAAGAAAUAAAUUAGGGAUGGCAAAGAAUGAAGUUCAUUUGGAAAUCAAAGAUCCAACCAGGAUCAUUAAACAACCUGAAUACGCAGUUGUGCAGAGGGGGAGCAAAGUGUCCUUUGAAUGCAAAGUGAAACAUGACAAUACCUUAAUCCCCACCAUCAUGUGGUUGAAGGACAAUGGAGAGCUGCCCAAUGACGAAAGAUUCUCCGUUGACAAGGAUCAUCUGGUGGUAACUGAUGUAAGUGAUGAUGAUGGAGGGGUGUACACGUGUGCGGCCAACACAACGCUGGACAGCGUUUCCGCCAGCGCUGUGCUCCGCGUUGUCGCUCCUACUCCAACUCCAGCCCCCGUUUACGAUGUCCCGAAUCCUCCCUUUGAUUUAGAAUUGACCAAUCAACUUGACAAAAGUGUUCAGCUCACAUGGACCCCAGGCGAUGACAACAAUAGCCCCAUUACAAAAUUCAUCAUUGAAUAUGAAGAUGCGAUGCAUGAGGCAGGGAUAUGGCACCACCAGGCUGAAGUUUCUGGAACACAGACCACAGCGCAGCUGACGCUGUCUCCAUAUGUGAACUAUUCCUUCCGAGUCAUGGCGGAGAACAGCAUUGGGAGGAGUGUGCCCAGCGAGGCAUCAGAGCAAUACCUGACGAAAGCCGCAGAACCAGAUCAAAACCCCAUGACUGUGGAAGGACUAGGCACAGAACCCGACAACUUGGUGAUUACAUGGAAGCCCUUGAAUGGGUUUGAAUCGAAUGGGCCUGGCCUCCAGUACAAAGUGAGCUGGCGCCAGAAAGAUGGUGAUGAUGAGUGGACGUCUGUGGUUGUGGCCAAUGUAUCCAAAUACAUUGUCUCUGGCACACCAACCUUUGUCCCAUACCUCAUAAAAGUUCAAGCCCUGAAUGAUGUGGGGUUUGCUCCAGAACCAGCUGAAGUCAUGGGGCAUUCUGGAGAAGACCUUCCGAUGGUGGCUCCUGGGAAUGUGCGUGUCAAUGUGGUAAACAGUACUUUGGCAGAGGUACACUGGGACCCAGUACCUCUGAAGAGUGUCCGGGGACACUUACAAGGCUACCGGAUUUACUACUGGAAGGCUCAGAGCUCAUCCAAAAGAAACAGACGCCACAUUGAGAAGAAGAUCCUCACCUUCCAGGGCAACAAGACUCAUGGCAUGCUGCCAGGGCUGCAACCAUACAGUCACUACGUUCUCAACGUCCGAGUGGUCAACGGGAAAGGGGAGGGCCCAGCCAGCACCGACAGAGGCUUCCAUACUCCAGAGGGAGUCCCCAGUGCUCCCUCAUCUUUGAAAAUUGUCAAUCCUACACUGGACUCUCUCACUUUGGAAUGGGACCCACCAAGCCACCCAAAUGGCGUCCUGACUGAGUACACUUUAAGAUAUCAGCCAAUUAACAGCACACAUGAACUAGGCCCUCUGGUAGAUUUAAAAAUUCCUGCCAACAAGACACGCUGGACUUUAAAUCAUUUAAAUUUCAGCACUCGGUACAAGUUUUAUUUCUAUGCACAAACAUCGGUGGGAUCAGGCAGCCAGAUCACAGAGGAAGCCAUAACGACUGUGGACGAAGGUAAGAUGGCUGGUAUUCUUCCACCUGAUGUAGGUGCAGGCAAAGUUCGAGCAGUAAAUCCCAGGAUCAGCAAUCUCACUGCCGCAGCUGCUGAGACGUAUGCCAAUAUCAGUUGGGAAUAUGAGGGACCAGAGCAUGUGAAGUUUUAUGUUGAAUAUGGUGUAGCAGGCAGCAAAGAAGAAUGGAGGAAAGAAAUUGUAAAUGAUUCUCGAAGCUUCUUUGGGUUAAAGGGUCUAAUGCCAGGAACAGCAUACAAAGUUCGAGUUGGUGCUGAGGGGGACUCUGGUUUUGUGAGUUCAGAGGAUGUGUUUGAGACAGGCCCAGCAAUGGCAAGCCGGCAAGUGGAUAUUGCAACCCAGGGCUGGUUCAUAGGUCUGAUGUGUGCUGUCGCCCUCCUCAUCUUAAUCUUGCUCAUCGUUUGCUUCAUUAGAAGAAACAAGGGUGGUAAAUAUCCAGUUAAAGAAAAGGAAGAUGCUCAUGCGGACCCUGAAAUCCAGCCCAUGAAGGAAGAUGAUGGAACAUUUGGAGAAUACAGCGAUGCAGAAGACCACAAGCCUUUGAAAAAAGGAAGCCGAACACCUUCAGACAGGACUGUGAAAAAAGAGGAUAGUGAUGAUAGCCUGGUUGACUAUGGAGAGGGGGUGAACGGCCAAUUCAAUGAGGAUGGCUCCUUCAUUGGACAAUAUAGUGGUAAGAAAGAGAAAGAACCAGCCGAGGGAAAUGAGAGCUCAGAGGCCCCUUCACCUGUCAACGCCAUGAACUCCUUUGUUUAAGUCUUUAAGCUCCGCGUCAGUGUCCCAUUUCUCUGGAAUGUUUUUCCUGAGCACUUCUCAUCCCUCUCAUUCUGUGGACAUAUGGGUAGAAAGGAUGUUUUUCUGCUGUAUGUGAGUAUUAUGAGAACAAAGCAAGAGCGAAACUCAGUCAAAUGAUGCGUUAACAUUAACUGGGGUACAAAGUGAGUACUUUUCUGUUCAGAGUGGGUUUUCUCAAUUUCCUUGGAACCGAUUAAAAACAAAAUUCAACACCCUCAAUAGAUCACAUUAUUCCCUGUGUGGGAUACAGUUCAAUAAGAUGCAUGAAACCUGCGGCACAGAGGACACACCUGUGUAUGUGAUUGCGACGUGGUCGGGUACUUUGUUGACACUAUGCUCUGCCGAACCCUGAAUAUAAAUUCCGUUGUUAUUGUGGAGAGUGUUAUUGUAGUGUUCUCUAGAGCUCCAGUGUCUCUGCGGACAUUGUUGUGGAACUCGUGACUAUGUCUAGUUGUCGUUAGUCUUUUCGGGAGACUGUUAGGAACGGUGUGUACAGUAUCUACUUGCUACAUGAGUUAAUUAUGUCAGGUGCAUCUGCUAAUGCUCACCGAAACUGUUACCUAUCCUUUAUUCCCGUUACUUCCUAGGCUUCUUAACCUUCCAGGUUACAGUGGCAGUGUUCCUCUUCUUACACUCUCUGUGUUCAGUCAUCUGGGGGCAUAAACAUUGCAUUUUGUGACACCUUCUGGCAUUUGCGCCAUCCUGAAAGAGUUGAAGACAAAACUCUCAAGUUAGAUUUCAAGAUUUAAUCCAGAAAAUGCAGGGCAAGAUACAUGCAGCACCUUCAGACAAUGAGCAUCCCCUGGCUCCUGCACUCUGCAUGGGCCAGUCUGGGCAACUCCAUCCUGUGUUACUGCUGCUGUUAGAAAAGAACCUUUAAAAGGCAGAGAUAAUGAGAGCUGACAUGCUGGAAAAUUGUGAAAAUAAAAACAAGUUUAUUUGAAGGGGCUUUCCCCCAUAAAUGUCAAAAACAAAGAAAGCUUUGUCAUUGGCUGGAGCACGUGGUGGUUUUGUGGUCUUUUCUGGUUUCUAGCCAAACAAGUCACGUUGAAAAAGAAAAAUGGCAUGGUUGGAAAUGCAUGGAAAAACCAAUGACUGUAGAACUAAAAACAUACAACAGCAUGCAAACAGUGAUACACUACCCACUAUUCCUAUAUGAGCUUUCAAACUCUGCAGCAUUCAGCAAUGUGUAUGCAAGCUGCAAUGGGCACACUCCAGAAUCUUCAAAAUCUGGCAAUGGCUUAAUUAGGCCAGCAGUCAAGGGGAUUACAGCUGCAGUCUAAAGAAUAAAUACAUAUAUCCUAUCAUAGUCAUAAACAAUGUGUAUGAAAUGGCUUACCUCCAAUAUAAAAAUCUAUGACAACCUAUGGUUGAAGGAAUGCUCAAUUUCAUUUGCCAAUAAAUUGGUUUCUCAUAACUUGCAUCAAGUUUAAUUUUAAGUAAAGCUUUUUAUAUGUAGAUAUUCUGUUGAAUUUGUAAAUAUACGUAAAGUGUAGAAGCUAUAUGCUUAUAGGGGUUACGUGCAAAUAAACACGCAAGCAAUGUUUAUGUUCUGCUGUGUGAAAAGUAAGCUCAUUAAUUAAUUCAGUGUAUGGGACUGAAAAACAUCCAAAUGCCUUUUGUGGGUUUUUCCCUCUCCUUUUUGCUGUGAAACUGAAAUAGUGAACUUUUUUACCCACUGUUUCAGCCAGUUUCUGGCUGAAAUCUUCAGCAUUUUGCCAAUGGAGUACAGUAGGAUUUGUCACUUGGCAUCUUUGAUGCAUACAGGUAAAGCUUGUUUUAAAGUGAUCCCCAAAUGAGGUGGCCCUAAAUAUUCUCAUGUCUUCAUAUUUACUUUCCACAAACCAGCCUGCCUGUUGGAAAUACAAAUAAUAAGACAGCCUUGCCUAGACAUCGGAAAACACAAAGACAAAAGUUACUUCAAUGUUUUCAGAGAAAAAUAAAUGCACAGUUUCUGCUCUUCCAUAACUAUAGAUGCUAAAUGUCUCUGUGCAUGAAGAAGUCACCUUCAUCUGUAGAUUACUACAGAUUUUGUAUUAAAAAUUAAGUGUGGUUUCCCCACCCCUCCCUGUUUUGUAUCUAUCAUGUUCCUAGUGGAGUGGGAAUGCCCCAGUCUAUGUAACUGGUAUAAUGACCCGAUAAUCUGUAUACAGAGCAGGAAAAGGGGACCAGGUUGCCAUCAGAAAGUGACUAUUAAACAGUCCAGAUAGCAUGGGUUUUAGUUUCUUCAAACCUGUAUUUCCGAAGAUUUUGAAGAAAUUUUGACUCUUUUUUUUUUUGUUUUAUCUUUUUGAAAGGCCUAGGACAUUAUCACAAAACUAAACACGAGAAUUAAUAAGAAGCGUAAUCCAGACAUUUUAAUAAAAGGUUAGGGACUAAGCAAAAAGAGAUAGUAGUACCAGUCUUUUGAGAAAAGGAGAGGAAAUCAUGUUGUGUCCUUUCUGGACCACAGUCAGUCUGAAUUUCUUAACAUGGCUGCUUGAUGAGAGAGUUUGAACACUCAUAUGUAUUACAAAUACGCCAUCCACUUCCUUCCCUCCACCUUCGUUCUUCUGUCUCCAAGCUGUAUAGGCGUGCAAACAGUCCAAGCUUAGCAGUUACCCACAUUCCAUCACCUGCCCCUUAGUCACUGGCCCCUGGUCCCUGCACUACACCCAGGAGACCCGCCUUGCCCUCUCAGUUUUUUCGAUAACACGUUAUAAAGAGACCUGGAGAUGUCAAAUAGAGCUCGGUAUUCUUCCCACAGAGGCACAUUGGCGGUUCUCUCUCAGACCCCCCUUUCUCCCGCGCCACUGUGAGCCAGAUUAACAAACCACAGCCGCACUCUACAUCACGUCCCGCCUCUGUGGCAGAAGGGGCUGUAAAACCAUAAGUAUGACCUCAGUAAGAUCUGGUAGUUAUAAAGCGGUAUAAACCAUCUUGUUCAGGUGGUUUUGACGACUUUCGAGAUCAGGAGAGUCCAAGGAACUCAGGGAUUCUCACCCACGGAAUGAAUCGCUCCCGCUUGAGACGUUUCUACAGCUGACCACCAGAGGGCGCCCCGUGCUUUAUUCUGCGCAAAAGAAACCCACUAGAGAAAGCCGCCUAAGGGACACACAAUCCUAAUCAUUUUGGAUAAUCAAAGAAUGGCCCGAUGGUGCAGAGAAUGAUUGCCUGCUGCAACGAAGGAGACGGGACUGCAGCUCUCCCUAGUGAGUUCACGGUUUCCAGAGAGGAAGCAUGAGGUGUGUGAGCCCUUUGCAUAUUUUUUUUUCCUUAUUGGGCUGCAGCCUGGGUGGGUCAGGAGAGGAGUUGCCCGGAGUCCACUGGCCCCCUUUGUCAGUUUGGUGUGUGUGACGAUAUGGGAAGGGUGUCCUUAAAAUGACCUCAACCCCUUUCUUCAAGGAUACUGUUUUUGUCUGGCAUUAAUGGUUUGAUGUUUAUUAUUGAAUAGAUCACACACAGAAGUAGUUUAAACACCACCCACAGCUCUUAUGACUCACGGAGGAGAAGACUGGGGAAGAACAGAGACUAUUACUGCAGGAUCUCUACUAAAUAGUGUCUCGGUGGGGUGGAAAGAACAGUGGCCCAGAGAGAAGGAUGCGUAUUCCAACUCCGCCAUCUGCCAGCUUUGUGGCCGUGCAGGAACCCCUCCUCUAACCGUUCCAUGCCCGUUUUCUCCGUGAGAUAAUGAUGGGGCAGAUGAUGUCCAAUCUGAUCUGCCUUUCCUCUUUAAUCCUGUGAGUCCUAGUAACAAAUAAUAAUCUGAGCACUUGCUAAAGCCGGGAAGAAACACAAUCAAAACCAGGUGGGAGUCCUGCUGCCCCGGGGCCUGGAGCCCAGUGUGUGAAGACAAGUAUGAUCAGAUAACAGCCUGGGUGGGUGCACGUCCACAGUUGGGAAAGACCUCAGAAGGGAAACAUGAGCAAGUGGUAGUGCCAUCCAGGCUGGACAUGGUGGUCAGGAGAGAGGCCCCGAGGAACGAAAUGUGAGCUGAAAGGUGAAAGGCAAGGAAAAGCCAUAGAAAAGCAAGGGGACAAAGCUGGCCAGGGCCAUGCCAGCAUGCCUGCCUAGAUGUGGAGGCCAGUCUAUGCUGGGCUGAGGACCGCAUGGCAAGCUUCUGUAUUUAGUCAAGAAGCAAAGGAAAGUGUGGAGCAACAGAAAGGGUCAAGGGGCUCCUAAGAUUAAGGGCAGCAGUUUAAGCCGUGGGGCCCAGAGCAAUCUGCUAAGGGAGAGGAGCGUGAACAAGAGGGUUGAGGGUGGCACAUCCUCCAGAAUCGAUCCAAUGUAGUGAACAGGAGUGGAAGAACGGGCCUCCCUGGAAGACUAGUGACCAGGAGCUGCUUGUCACUGCAAAGCAGGGGGCUGUGUUGAGCUGGAAGUGAGGGAAAGACCGUGGCAAGAAUGAAAGUAGAAUGUUUCUACCUGGGUCUGGACACCUCCUCCCUGACAGGUGCCACCCAUUGGUCGCCCCUGCCCCUGCUUUUCUGGGUGCCUGCUGACUUUCUAACAGCUCAAGAGUCUCAGAAACAAACACACGUUUGCAUCAGUCUCCAUCUCACACCCCUUCUGUUAUCAGUUGUCCUCCACCUCAUGGCCAAAUGCUUGAAGUAAUAGCAGGAAAGGUAUAUGAGGGUAAUUGUAGAAGCCCCUGUUGGCCAGACAGUAAGUACAUCCUUUGUUCUUUCUGCGGCUGUAAGACGUCCCCAGUCCCACCCAGCAUGUUCUGUAGACCAUGUCUUUCUUCAGUUCUAAGAGUGUGUUUCAUUAUCUCAGUGGGUGACUCAACAAGAGAAGAUAAUAUUUUUUCAUCCCAGCUGACUCAUUGAAAUCACCUGACAGUUUUAAAAGCCUGGUACCUGUUCACCUGGGCCCACAAAGUCGCUGUUUUCAUUAUCUGAACUGUAGCUUGACCGUCACUAGGAAAGGUCCCCAGACGAUUCUAAUGUGCAGCCAAUGUGGAAACUGAUGUUGACCAGCUUAUCCUUUGCUACUGUGCAAGUAGUCACGGAACAGUAUUUUAAAUAGACUCCUCAACACAGCCCAAGGGUGGAUCUCAAAUUCUCUUCUAUGCCCCACAUAAAAUGAAUCUAGAGAUUCAUGUAGAAUGCUCAUACAUUGGUGGUGUAAAUAUAAGAUGGUGCAGCCACUUUGGAAAAGAGUUUAGCAAUUUCUUUAAAUAUUGAAUAUAAAUUUACCAUGUGACCACAAUUCAACUCAUAAGUCUAGACCCAAGAGAAGUGAAAGCCUACAUAUACCCAUAGGCUUGCAUAUGCAUGUUUACAAAAUACCAAUCAUAACUGCUAGAAACACAACCCCAGUGGGUAUGAGCAGAUGAAAGCUGAACAAAAUGAGUGUAUCAUAUGAAUAGAUGGUGUAGCUCCACAGUCAGAUUAAAUACUACUUGGCAAGUUAUGUGAAGGAUUGAUGAAAACAGCAAUGUGAGAAGUCUCCAAAAAAACUUCAAAUUUUAAAAGUUAAGCACAAAGCUCACUAUUCUAAUUUACUUGAAAUGUCCAAAAGGCAAAACUGUGAAGACAAGAGGUAGAUUUCUGUCUGGGGCUGAGGGAGGUAGAGGCAAGGAUUCAUGUGAAAUUGGUGAUUGCCUGAAGUACUAAAAGGUCUUGAGUUUUAUAGUUAAAACAAGUGAAUUAUGGUAUCAAGUGACAUCUCAGUAAAGCUUAUAUUUGUCUGAAGGGUGAAUAGAGUUGUGUUUAAAUGAGAUUUGAGAUGAGUACAGCCUCACACCAUGGACACAUAAGCUCCUGUUCCUCAAGGAUGCUGCAAGGCCAUCCACUCCAGGUAUUCCCCAGAAUGACAGCAUUGCUUGUUAGAAUCACAUUCUUGACCUGUCCCAGAUCAAAUGGUUCAGGAACUCUGCAGGUAUAGACCAGCAUUUGUCUAUCAAAAAAUCCCUCUGAUUCUGAACACACUAGCUUGUGUGGAACAAGACACUCAGCCUGUGAGCUAGUCUCUCUUCCAUCCCAUCAUGAGGGACGGGAAUGACUUAGCUUUGAAAUUAAAGGAAGAGACUAGGUAUUCUUCAUAACCAAAAAAACCAAACAACAACAACAACAACAAAAAAAAAACCAAAAACAAAACACAAAAAAAACCUUCAAAGACUAGUUUAAAUGCCCACAAUAGGUAAGUGGUUAAACAAAUUUUUUAAAUGUGCACCAUGUCCAGACCACCACUAAACAGUAAGUACAAUCCCGGUACAAGGAUCUCAUGCCACCAAGUGAACAGGGCCAAACCAAAGGUUUUGUUCAUAUGAAACAUUGGAGCAGGUGAAACUUUCCUACAAGGACAGGAAGCAGACUGUGUCGGCCAGGGAUUGGUGUUUGCAGAGGGAUUUACCUCUGGGAGGCAGAGAGAACUCUUCUAGAGGAUGGGAGUAGUCCAUAUUUUGAUUGUGAGGAUAGUUAUAUGGGUAUUUGUUCAUCAGGACUCAAAAAUUAUAUGCUUAGACUGAGUGUGCUUUGUUAUAUGUUGUAUCUCAAUAAAGUUGAUUUUGAAAGGAAAAUAAACUGGACACAGUGACUCCUCCCCUUA